This is a messenger RNA of Glycine soja, 1407 nucleotides long. Its product is annotated as F-box/FBD/LRR-repeat protein At3g14710-like. The record is from RefSeq and is a predicted model, not a curated record. The transcript is spliced from 3 exons. Lineage: Eukaryota; Viridiplantae; Streptophyta; Magnoliopsida; Fabales; Fabaceae. Gene Ontology annotation, molecular function: protein binding. The coding region runs from base 1 to 1407 and encodes 468 amino acids.
AUGGAGGGGUCGUCUGGAUCAACUGCUAAUGACUCUAGCACACGCAAGCAAAAUCUUCUGAAGAGACACAAGAUAAAUGAAGGUGAAGGCACACUGAGCAAGCUACCUGAACCACUCGUUAGUCACAUACUCUCUUUUCUUCCAACCAAAGACGCAGUUCGCACCAGUGUUUUAUCCAAGAAAUGGCAAUUCCGCUGGACAUUCAUCACAAAGUUGGACUUAGACGACACUGUGUUCUAUAAGAGGAAGAGUGGUGGAAAAAUGUACUUUGUAAACUUCGUGUACAGGGCACUUCUUCUGACCAAAAGUUCAAGUUUGGAAAGUUUCUCACUUGUUAUUGCUAACAAGUAUGAUGUGUUCCUUCUCAAUACUUGGAUAUGCAACAUCUUGAUCCGGGACAUAAAAAAUCUUUGUAUUGUCACACAAUCUGAGAUGUCUUUCUCUGCUCAUGCAUCUCAUUCUCUUUUCAACUCCAGGUUAUUGGAAGAAUUGGUGCUCAAGACGAUGCAUUCUUUUGCGAUUAGGGUUACCGAAAGCGUUGUUCAGUUUGAACACCUAAAACUCCUCAAGUUAUCUGGAAUUUUAUUUUCUCUGGACUUCAACUCAAAACAUCUAACUCUUAGUUUACCAGUCCUCAAAGUGUUUGAAACACUAAAUUGCACUUGGUUAAAUGCAAAACGUAUCACUCUAAAAGUGCCUCUACUUGAGAGUGUUAUCAUAACGCAAGACACCAAGCCCCCGUCCUAUGUGAAGCCUCACUGUGCAUUCGAGUUUUCUGCUUCGCAUCUGAAAGAAUUCAGUUAUUGCGGUUGUGGUUAUAUAUCACAUUAUUUUAAGCUGUUAGAUACGUCAUCUGCUCAUAAUGCUUCUCUUAAUAUAACUGUGAACCAAUGUCCGAUAAACAGAGAUCCAGAAACAGAGGUUCGUGCUUUUUUGCUUCUCAAACAAUUCAGCCAAGUGAAAUAUCUCAAAUUCGAGGGUUGUCAGGUACUGGCACAAUCAAAAGUGGCUAGUCUACCAUUAUUUGGAAUGUUGAGUGAAUUGGAGCUUGGCUUGGUUAGUGGUGAAGUUUUAUUAGGCUUACUUCUAAAAUCACCGGUUCUUAAGACUCUACUUUUCGAGGGAAUAUCUAAUUUCGACAAAGAGCUUUUGAAUUCUGCUGCUGUGCCCGAGUGUUUGACAUCUACACUCCAGGUUGUGAAAUUUCAUAAACUGCAUGGAUGCGAGCAUGAGCUGUGUUUAGCUAAAUUUGUGAUGGAAAAUGGUUUAGUGCUGGAGAGGAUGAGUUUCUUCCUAGCUAGCCAUUGCUUGGGAAAAUCGAAGAUUAUGGAAGAAUUUAAAGCAAAGUUAUUCUCAUUUAAGAAAGGCUUCUCUUUUGCUAUUGUUGAAUUUUCAUAUGAUGAUUAA